AUGCUUGCGAUUAUUACGGUUGCAUUGAUUCUUAUUAUUCUUCUGCUCGAAUGGAUUAAAGUUGUUCGGAAAUAUCCACCAGGACCUUUUCCUCUACCCUUAAUUGGGAAUCUUCAUCACAUUCUAAUGGGAAAAGGAAUAGUUAACAGCAUGAAGCAGUGGCAGAAAAAAUACGGUGAUGUUUUCACUUUCUGGUUGGGAACAAUCCCAACGGUUCACAUAGGCGAUUACGCUACAGCAAGACAAGAAAUGAUCAUCAAAGGUGGUGGUUACACUUCUCGGUACACACCGUACAUGCUUGACGUCAAAAGAGAAGGUAGAGGAACUAUUUUUUCGAGCGGAGAGUUUUGGGAAGACCACCGUCGGUUCAAUCUUCGAACACUUCGCGAUUUUGGCCUCGGCAGCAAUGUGAUGGAGGAAAGAAUUAUGGAUGAACUCAACUUAAAUACGGCUAAACUUGAUGAAAUGAUGGUCGAAGGUAAAACAACGAUCAACGCGGGAGCCUUUUUUGAUGUUCUCAUCGGAAGCGUAAUUAAUCGUUUAAUUUUUUCGGAACGUUUCACUGAGGAGAACGCAGAAGAAUUCUUCCAUCUGAAACACGAGCUUGAUGAUACGUUCAUGAGCGUAACAGCAUUCGAUGCUUCCCUGGAGAAGUGGACAGUUAACCUUCCACUGAUCAGUAAACGAUGGAAAACGAUGAUUUCUCCACAAGAAAAUCUUAUCAACUUUAUAAAUAAAAGAAUAGACGUUAGAAAAGCAAAAAUUGCUUCUGGAGAACACAAUCUGGAAGAUAAUGGCAGCGAUUUCAUUGAUGCAUAUUUGAUCAAGAUGGAAAACGAUAGAAGAAAUGGAACGGAUGCUAGUCGAAUGUACAAAGACGACGGACUUCUCUACGACAUUUUCGAUCUGUGGAUUGCUGGUCAUGAGACAACGAGUCUCACACUUAUGUGGGGAUUCAUGCAUUUUAUCAGAAACCAAGAAGAGACUCGCUGGAAAGGCUCCAAGUCAAGGGAAUUAGACGAUGACUACGAGCUCAUCUACCACGACACAUCAAAUCGUAAUGGCAUUGGUAUCAUAUUGAACGAGUCGUUCAGAAACAGCGUCACAGCGGUGGAUCGACUAUCGGAUCGCCUGAUGCCUGUAAAGGUAGACACAGGAGAAGUGGAAUUGCGGGUCGUCUCUGCUUAUGCGCCACAGGUCCAAUCCUUGGAAGAUAAAGAAGAACUUCUAAUCGGAGGAGACUUCAACGGACAUGUCGGUUCUCGAAAAGACGGGUUCGAGGGUUGUCAUGGUGAAUACGGUUAUAGAGCUCGUAACGACGGGUUGCGAAUCCUGGAGUAUGCUGUUGCAAGUGACUUGAUCAUUGCUAACACGCAGUAUCGGAAAAGAAAAUCGCAUUUGAUCACGUACACCAGCGGCGGUCGUGAAAUACACAUAGAUUCUCGAUGUUACGCCGACGAGAUCGCCGACCUCUGCAGGAUUCAAAAGUCAUCCCUACAGGCCAUGUCGCUGCCCAACACCAUUUGCUCGUCAUGGACUUGA
Molecule: messenger RNA, 1542 nt
Organism: Necator americanus (New World hookworm)
Lineage: Eukaryota; Metazoa; Nematoda; Chromadorea; Rhabditida; Ancylostomatidae
Exons: 10
Coding region: 1-1542 (513 amino acids)
Biological process (GO): xenobiotic metabolic process
Cellular component (GO): cytoplasm; intracellular membrane-bounded organelle
Molecular function (GO): iron ion binding; heme binding; oxidoreductase activity, acting on paired donors, with incorporation or reduction of molecular oxygen, reduced flavin or flavoprotein as one donor, and incorporation of one atom of oxygen
Source: RefSeq, a predicted model, not a curated record